ACACGUCAUUAGAUCUCCCGUCCUUGUCACUGCAGCUCUGAAGUGAUGGACUGUGCUGUUCCCGUGGAGGUCGUCCCAAAACACAUAACCAAAACACCGGAGCGGGCGGAGGGGUUACGUUACCGAGCCGCGAUAAGACCAAGGAGAUGCUUUAUAAGAGACUCGAAUAGACACACUGAUAGACGAUGUCUGGAAACAGCCUGCGUUUAAUGAGCACAGAGCAGGAUUCAGCAAAACAUCUGUUCUUCUCUGAUGACAUAGACUGUACCAAUGGGUGUCUCACUCUCAGUUUGGCUGUACAGCAGGGCAGACAAAACCCAUUCCUCCGUUUCAUCAGCUUUCCAUCCCCUGGCUGUCCCGACAUCCUCUCGCCUCGCUGUCACUCUGAACUCUUCUCCGGUUGCUCCAGGAGACAGUCGCUCAAAAUGGAGCUCAGUCCACUGCUCUCCACACUUCCUGCUCUCUGCCUGCAAAGAGGAAGUGACACGUUCACCCGUUGAGAUGAGCAGCGAUGGGGUUAGGGCAGAGUUGGGGGUGAAGAGUGGGCUUCAUGUCUGGGAGGUGCUGUGGAGCCCCAACCACAGAGGGAGUCAUGCUGUCAUGGGCAUUUCCAGGCAGAGCUGCCCUCUGCAGGCCUCAGGGUACAACGUGCUGAUUGGUGGAGACACACAGUCCUGGGGCUGGGAACUUAAAACCAAUCAGCUCUGGCAUGCUGGACAGAGUCUGGGGCUUUACCCAGGAAAGAGGAGGAGGUGCCACUCUGAGGCUGUGACACAAUCUUUAACUUCAUCACACGCAAAGGUGGCACAGACACCUCUCCCCGUCCCUGAACGCAUCCUGCUGGUCUUGGACACCGACGCAGGUACUCUGGGAUUCGUUGUUGAUGGCAGCUUCCUUGGCGUAGCUUUCAAAGACCUCCCUCGUGGAGUGGAGCUGUUCCCAGCAGUAAGCAGUGUGAGAGGAGGAGCCAGCAUACGACUACGAUACCUGAACGGUGCCACACGUGAUCCCCCUGCCCUGAUGGCUUUAUGUGGACUGUCAGUUCGGCAGUGUUUAGGGCAACAGAGGCUGAAUCAAAUGGACAAACUCCCUCUUGCCCCUCGUCUCCAGCACUACCUGCUUUCGACUCACAAGUGUACACUUACAGUAAAUACAUACAAACAGAAACAAUAGGAAAUAUUUAAUCACUUAAGUGUACCAAGAAUUAUAUUGUAAUAUAAUACUUAUAUAAUAACAUAUUAUUUAUUCCAGCACCCUUUGGACUAUGCUCCAUAAUUAAAAUAAUUAUAACUAUCCUAAUUAUAAUUUGUUCCUCCAUACUUUGCACUCUUCAUUACACUAGUCUCAACCUGUCUAUAUUGUUUCUGUUUAUAGUGUGUGUACAUAUUGUUUGUUUUGUUGUUUGUUUUGUAUGAGUAAGCACAUUGUGAGCAAUAAGAAAAAAGGAAAACUCCUUGUAUGUGUCCUCAUACCUGGCAAAUAAAGCUGAUUUUGAUUCUGAGAAUGUAUAGAUUUGCAUAUGAAAAUUUAUAUAGGCUACAUACAUAUUAUAUCAUGGCCAGACAAAUGGAUGUAUUAUCUAUCUUCUUUUUUACAAUAUAAUAUAGGCCUACGUAUUUCACUGAAGUUUCAAAGCAUUUUACAUUUUCUUUCUGUUUCUUCCUUUGUGUAUAAAAUAAAUGACUCCCUUUUUGAA
Molecule: messenger RNA, 1696 nt
Organism: Etheostoma spectabile (orangethroat darter)
Lineage: Eukaryota; Metazoa; Chordata; Actinopteri; Perciformes; Percidae
Product: SPRY domain-containing SOCS box protein 4
Exons: 3
Coding region: 271-1173 (300 amino acids)
Biological process (GO): proteasome-mediated ubiquitin-dependent protein catabolic process
Cellular component (GO): SCF ubiquitin ligase complex
Molecular function (GO): protein binding
Source: RefSeq, a predicted model, not a curated record